This is a messenger RNA of Symbiodinium natans, 1344 nucleotides long. The record is from the annotation of a GenBank genome assembly. NCBI's taxonomy places the organism in Eukaryota, Dinophyceae, Suessiales, Symbiodiniaceae.
AUGGCUGAUGAGCUGGCGGCAUUGCGGCAUGCUUGGGAGACAGAGCAGCAGGAACUCCUUCGCUCCGAAAGAGUACUGCAGGCACUUCGACAAGCCCAGACAUCCUUGCGGCAAAGACUUGACGAGCUCUGUGAUGAGUGCCGUCGUCUUCGAGCGGAGGUCAUUGAGAACAACCCCGUCGUGGCCUCCUGCGUUGUGCUGGAGCAGGAGUUUGAGGAGCUUCACGAAGCCCUUGAAGCCCUGGGUCCGCGGAAGGCUUCCCUGGUGCGGGAGCAGCGGAUGCAUCUCCAGGCGAGGGAGGCUUGCCGCGCGCUGGAGAUUGACCGGAAUCGUGCACGUCAAGGACUGCUUGAGGCGCAGAAGCCCUUGCAAGAACAGCGGGGCGCAGCUGAGAGCCGCAUCCAAGCUGCAGAGAUCCAGGCUCGGUCCUUGGUGUCCGCAGAGGUACAGGCGAGGGCGGAGGAGCAGAGGGGCGAGGCUGAGGAGGAGCUCCGGAAGGCACAGGAGGAGGUCUCACAUUUGCGGCUCAAAUUGGCUGACUCCUGGGUGGCAGAUCGUGUCGCGGGCCUAGCGGGCUCUGAGGAUAUGCAAGACCUGGAGGAGGUGGAGCAAGCAUUGCAGUGGCUUGCAAGCACCCAGCACGCAGCUUCCGCACAGACGCAGCUGGUGGAGCGCCUGGAGCGGAAACAGAACAAUCUUCAGCAACGUCUGCGUGAGGUCUCGGAAGAGAAAGCGGCUUUGCAGUCAACUCGGGUGGACUUGGGCGAUGCUGGCAAGGCAAUGCGUGAGACAAUGGCCUCCCAAAGCGAGGGCUACAUCAAGCAGCUCACAGGCCUGGAAAGCGCCAGACGCGUCACUGAUGCAGACAGGAUCAAGCUCAUCCAGGACUGCGCCGACAUGCAAGGUAAGCUGGACGGUCUCCUUGCUCGCGAGGCACGCCAGGCAUCCAUAAGGGGCCGCCACACCCACCUGCAGGCUGCUUGCCGGUGUGUGGCCGAUGAAAGCCAUCGACUGCGGGACAUGAAUGCAGCCUUGGGCGAGAUGCUUCUAAGCGAUGAGACUCCCACGGAGUUCACUCACGACGACAGCGAUGCUGACGCGGUGAUGCGAGUCUUGCUGCUGCAGAAGAAGCUUGUGGACCGUCAGGAGUCCUAUGCCUCAGAGAGGGAGCAGCUGGCAGACAAGGUGCGUGGCCUGGAGCGAUCGGGAGUGUCCCCGCAUCUCUUCGACACCCCGACCUCGGCACCUGCAGCAACACCUGCAGAGGCCCCUUCAAGCUCGCUUGUGGGCUCGAUGCGGGAGCGCUUCUCGCAAUUGCGCGAUGGAGCCCUGAAGCGAACAUGA